AGGGCUCCGCUCAGAGCUGCACACUUCUUGCAGCGUGUCUCUCGGCUCCUCCCACACCGUGUGUGACGGAUUACACUUUUUAACUCGUCUCCUCCAGAGCUGAUGGUCCAGUUUCCUCUGAGAGACACCGUCCUCUCACUUAGUCAAACUCCACUUCACUUUACGCGCGUCGAACAACGUGUACCCCUCCGGUCCACGCUGCGGACCACUCGGCCGAUGUGUCCCGACGCGUCUCAGUGUCUCUGAACGUCACUUUGCAGACUUGUCAUCAGUGGAUCCUGCAUUCAAGAAGCGACAUGAUGUCAACAACCGUGGAAGUAAGAGAAUAACCUGCGAAGCUCGACGCUGGGAGACAGGAGAACAGCAGUCUGUGGUGGAGGAUUCCCGGUCCUGUGUGGGAUGUUAACGGACUGGUGGUGCGUUGAGGCUGAAGGAGCAUGGUGAAACACCAACCCUUACAGGUCUAUGAGAAGCAGGUCUUUGUGUCCUUUGUCACUGGGAUCUAUGGUUGCCGCUGGAAACGCUACCAGCGUUCCCAAGACGACAGCUCCAGGUGGGAGUGUACUUGGUUCAUCAUCUUGUGCAGUUCUUUCCUCCUGCUUCUCUUUUGGGCCUACUUCUGGUUGGUGGCUCAAAAUGAUUUCAACGAGUUUAACUGGUCAGUUUACAACCGCUCUGGAGAAUGGAGGGAUGAGACGAUCCCCAUCCUCGCGUCCACCACUGUGGGAUUCAGCUACAUUACAUUCUUACUGAUAUUAGCUCUUUUCCACAUAUCCUUGGGCCAACAGCUGAAUCUCUUCUGGGUGCACAAGAUCGGAGUGUUGGCCACAUUGCUCACCACUAUCUCUGGUGUCGUGUCCGUUGAUGACAUAUGGGGAGAUGAGUGGGACAUCCUGCUUGUGUCACUGCAGUCCACAGCACCGUUCCUGCACAUUGGCGCCCUGGUGACAGUCACAGCUAUCAGCUGGUUGGUAGCUGGGUAUGUGGUCCGCAGAGAGAGAUCCAAUUUCCAGAUACUGGUGCUGCUGAUCUACGUCAUCGUCCUGCUGGCUGUCUGUUUAGCACCGCUCACAUUCACCUGCCCCUGCAUCAUGGACCGCCACAGCCUCAAACCUCGGCCAGACAUCAUCGGUCGACGGGGAGCUCCUAUGCUGGCUCCAGAAAACACCAUGGUGUCUUUUAACCGAGCCCUGCAUUAUGGAGCCAGCUCCCUGGAGGCCGACGUCGCUAUCAGCGUGGAUGGAGUUCCGUUCCUCAUGCGAGACCGCACGUUCAGGCGAACCACCGACGUCAAUAAGGUCUUUCCAGCCAGACAGUUUGAUGAUGCCUCUCUUUUCAACUGGACAGAGAUUCGCUCUCUAAAUGCGGGCCAGUGGUAUUUGGAGACUGACCCCUACUGGACAGUUGAGACCCUGACAGCGAGGGACCGCAGCAGAAUAGGCAACCAGACUGUUUGCAGCCUGGUGGAGAUGCUGCGUCUGGCAGCCAGGGCCAACAGCUCUGCACUGCUCAACGUCCGCAAACCUCCACCAGAGCACCCGCGCUCCCGGAGCUGGUUCAUGGACACGCUGUGGGCCGUGCAGAAAGCAGGGAUUUCCCAGAAGCGGGUGAGGACUGUGACGUGGACCCCCGACACCGACAGGGGGAGGGUGCGAGGGCUUCAGCAGACCACAACUGAGAAGCUGUCUGUGGAGGAGAUAAGGCAGAGGGGAAUCACUAGCUUGACCCUCCACUAUAGCCAGGCCAGCCACAGAGACAUACAGGAGUAUCUGACCAAUAAUGUGAGUGUGACCGUGUACCCAGUGAACGAGCCCUGGCUCUACUCCAUUCUGUGGUGUAGUGGGGUGCCUUCUGUGUCCUCUGAUGCCCCUCAAGUCCUCCGAAAGGUGCCUUACCCCAUCUGGCUCAUGAGCCAGUACGCUUACGGCUUCAUCUGGAUCUCUUCAGAUUUGGUGUCUGUCGCCAUCGUCGUAGGGAUUUUCUGUUUUCAGAACUAUCAUAUGAUCAGGUGGAGGAUGAGCGGGAUGCAGACCUAUAACCCUGAACAGAUCAUGCUGAGCGCGGUGGUGCGACGGUCCAGCCGAGACGUCAACAUCAUGAAGGAGAAGCUCAUAUUCUCAGAGAUUAACAACGGGCUGAGCAGCACAGAGGAGCUGUCUCUGUAUCCUGAGAACGGUUACGCCACCUACUCUCAUGGAGGCCUCAGUCACUGAAAAACCAGCCACUCACUGAAAAUGACUGACAAGGAUUUUUCUGGUGAUCUGUACGGCAAACAACCCCGGAAGUGAUGACAGCCACCAAAUCUUGUGCGGACAAGGAAUCUUUCCACUAAGUUUUUAAAAGAAUUGUUUAUCCACUUGCUUACAUGCAACUUCAAUUUUGAUUGCAUUUCAUGAGAUGAACAAAUUUUUCGACUGGGCAGUGUUUUUUUUUUUAUCAGUGCAACCUUUCAUCAUCAGACACCUUCAUGUAGAUAUUUUUAAUAUAAUGUACUUUUGUUGAUUUCCUGCCAGUCUAAUCUACAAGGCUCUAAAACAGUUCAGUAUUUACUUACCCUGUCAAAGGCUGUCACUUUCAACUGUACUCGAAAAAUGUAAAGGGCGCUGGGAAUAUUGCUGUUUUGCAUAUGUGAUGAUGUCAUCACUCAGUGGAUGAACAAACUGAGAAUUGUGUUGAGUCAGAUGGAGCCACAGUCACCGACCUGGUGAAACAGGAAUUCUUUGUAAUAAAUCUGUGUGUUUGAAUCAUAAUUUUAGAACAUCAGUUCACUUUCUUCAUGUAGAAACACAUUUUAUCAGCAGAAUAUCCACUCAUUCAAUAUUAUUGGCUAUAGAUGUAUUGAUCUGUGUUGUUAUUGGGCCAAACAUCCAUCUGACCAUGAGGAAGAUCUUCUGUUUCGGUCCAUUUGCUUGAGUGACCUUCUCCAAAUGUUUAUCUGAGCUAAUAAAGCUGUUCUGUUGUAUUUUUCCAUGUCAUUGACUUUUGCUGUUGUUUUAUAACAGAGGAAAUGAGCUGUGUAGUGUUCUGUAAUAUACACUGAUGUAAAUAUGAGUUUUUAUUUUUUCCCCUCUGAGAGGAUUUGUUUUGGACGUAUAAACAGAAUAUCUUAUGUUUGCAUUGAUUAUCAUGAUGACUGAAGUCCUAUUAUAUGUGUGACAGACUCUGGCAUGUGUUUUCUUGCAGUUUGAUGGGAUGAAGGUACUUUGUGUGGGGUGGGGGGUGCCAAUGUUCUGCAUUUUCUCUGCCUCUUAUCUGCCAUGAUUGAUUUGCUGUAUAGUCAUAUUAGUUAUUACAUCUUUCACAUGGCUGCCUUUUUGUUAAAUAAAGUGACUGGUAGAAUAUUGAAAAAUACUGUAUAUUUUUAGUUUAAUGAUAGGUAAAAAUUCAGACUACUACU
Messenger RNA from Paralichthys olivaceus (Japanese flounder), 3397 nucleotides. It is a transcript of the gene gdpd5a, whose product is annotated as glycerophosphodiester phosphodiesterase domain containing 5a. The record is from RefSeq and is a predicted model, not a curated record. Lineage: Eukaryota; Metazoa; Chordata; Actinopteri; Pleuronectiformes; Paralichthyidae. Gene Ontology annotation, cellular component: plasma membrane. Gene Ontology annotation, biological process: lipid metabolic process; positive regulation of neuron differentiation. Gene Ontology annotation, molecular function: glycerophosphodiester phosphodiesterase activity.